Messenger RNA from Biomphalaria glabrata, 2061 nucleotides. RefSeq names its product organic cation transporter protein-like. The record is from RefSeq and is a predicted model, not a curated record. Gene Ontology annotation, biological process: transmembrane transport. Lineage: Eukaryota; Metazoa; Mollusca; Gastropoda; Planorbidae. Gene Ontology annotation, cellular component: membrane. Bases 331 to 1908 code for a protein of 525 amino acids. Gene Ontology annotation, molecular function: transmembrane transporter activity. The transcript has 13 exons.
GUUCAAUUUCUGUGCAGAAAAGUGAAUAGGCUGCAUUAAAAGGGAGAUUUGAUUUUCUUAUUAAAUCUUAAAUAAAUUAAAGUAUCUUUAUGCUAAGAACUAGUGCCGGUACUACAACAAUAAGUAGGCUACGAGCUGAUUGGGUGGAACAAGACUGCUAAAGGUUAUUCUAAAAGUGUCGGAGAACAGCUCCAGGACAAUUAACUGGCACAACCAGAGUAGGAGAUCUGCAAACGUCUACACAAUAUUUGUGCUAUGGUUAAAAGAAUUACAAAGUACUGAAUGCCGUCUGCAGUUCACCCAUUAAAGAUUCACCUCCUCUAACAAAGAAUGACGCUACAGUACGAGGACAUUAUUGAAGAGAUCAACCCGUUCGGACGUUACCAGAAGACUGUCCUGUUUCUUAUAUGCCUGCCAGUUGUUCCGAUAGCCAUGCAGGCAGUUAUAACAGUCUAUACUCUGGGGACACCCAAACACAGAUGUGCCAUACUGGGUGACCCUAACGACACGUACGAUCGUACAGACCUAGGAUUAUUCAACGAUUCCAUACCUCCUGACGUUGGAGACUGCUAUCUUUAUGACAGAAAUACAAGUACCGGUAACAAGACACUGAAGACAUGUGAAAGAUGGGUUUACGACAAAACCAACUUUGACGAAACGCUUGUCACUAAGUUCAAUUUUGUGUGUAAGGACGAAAUGAAGAAAUCUUUGGCUCAAAUGUUUUACAUGUUGGGCAGCUUCCUUGGGACGUUCAUCUUUGGUCCACUUGGGGAUGUCAUCGGGCGUAGGCUAAUUAUGAUAACAUCUGGACUUAUUUAUGGUGUCGCCAGUACCUGUGUGGCCUUCUCAAUGUCCCUGACCUUUUUAUGUAUAAUAUCACUGGUCAACGGGUCAGCCUGUACAGCGUAUUAUAAUGUAUUGUAUGUUCUGGGGCUAGAACUUGUUGGUCAAAACAACAGAAUUCUAGCUGGAACUGUUAUUGUCUCAUUCUUUGGUAUUGGUAUCAUCCUACUUCCGGUCAUGGCUUAUUUCCUGCGUGACUGGAAAACGCUACAGUUGGCAGCAUCAGCUUGGGUUAUUGUAUUUGUACUUUAUUAUUGGUGUGUUCCGGAGUCUCCAAGAUGGCUAAUUAGCAAAAAAAGAUUUACAGAAGCUGACGCUAUCCUCCAGCACGCAGCCAAGGUCAACAAGAGGUCAAUGACAGGAAGAAAGGAGUGGGCGGAGAUUGCUCAGGUGAAUGAACCGUUCUGGAAGAUCGCGACACAUCGCAUCUUAGUUAUACGAACUACAAUCAUCUACUUUAACUGGGCAGUGUGUAGCAUGAGCUACUACGGGAUGAGCCUCAGCGUGGGCAGCCUGUCUGGGUCAAUCUUCCUCAACGCUGUCCUGUACGGCCUCGUGGAGCUGCUCUCGUACAUCAUCUCCUACUUCUUACUGGACAGAAUAGGACGCAGGAGACUUCACAUCGGCUUCAUGGUCAUCACUGGACUUUCCUGCUCCGUAUCCUCCCUGCCCACACUAUACGGAGGUUACAGUUGGUUGACUAUAAUUCUGGCUACUAUUGGCAAAUUUGGCGUGUCUGGUGCUUAUGCCAAUAUUUGGCUGUAUUCCGCCGAAUUGUUCCCCACAGUACUGAGGAGUAGCGGUCUGUCGUCUGGUUCAUUCUUCGCGAGAAUUGGCGGGCUUAUCUCCCCUUUUAUUGCCAAUAUAGGCACAGGACGUGGAGGAAAUUUAGAAAAACUGAUCCCACUUUUUAUUUUUGGCGCUUUGUCGCUCGUGGCAGGAUUUUCUGCUUACUUUUUACCGGAAACAAAGAACAGGCGACUUCCGGAAACCAUAGAAGAUGCCGUGGCUUUUGGAAGGAGCAACGUUCUUCUGAACACAAUGGACACGGUGGAGACUGGCUGAUGGCGUCACUCAAGCACUGCUGUUUAUCAGUUUGUGUGUGAGUGUGUGUGUGUGAAGGAGGGGGUUAUUGUAGGUAGUGCAUUUCGAGUUCGUUCACCGUACUAAGCUGACACGCACUAUACCGUAACCUAAUUAAAAUGUUUGUUAUUUUAA